GAGAGGGAGGCGGCCGGGGCGGUGCACGGAGGCCCGCCCGCACCUGUUCCCUCCUCCCGCCGCCCUCCUCUUCCUCCUCAUCCUCGCCCACCUGCCCGCGGCUCCGCGUUCCCGCCGCGCUCGGCAGCAGCAGCAACAUGUUGCCUAGAGGAUCCUCGUCUAUGCCGCCGCCGCCGCCUCCCAACACCGUCGCCUACUUCCCGCCCCCCCGGGUCACGCUGCCCUCCGGCCUGGAGAUCCUGCGCACCUACUCGGGAGCCUUCAUCUUCCUGGAGAUCCUGUUUGGAACAAUAGUCUGGAUUUUGGUAGCUUCUACACAAGUUCCACUGCCACUGCUGCAGGGAUGGGUAAUGUUUGUAGCAGUGACUGCGUGGUUCCUGUCCGUUGUGUUCCUGUGUGUGUUUCUCUUCGGUUAUGCAAACAGAAUUGCAGUCAACUGGAACCAGACAGACUUUCUUUUCCAUGGUGCUACUUUUGUAUUUUAUUUUGGAGCUUUUCUACUGCAAGCAGCAACUACAUCUCUGCAUCACUACCCUCGCAGAUUAAAUUCCACAACAUAUGUGCAAAUUCUAGGUGAUCACGAAUAUAACAUAAGCGUAGCAGCAUCGAUUUUUGCCUUUGCCACAGCUGUUUGUUACGGUUUCAGCACAGCCCUGGCAUUGAGGAGAUGGAAACUAUAGCAGUUGAAGAGACUCUGAUUCCUGAGUGUUCUACUUCAGAUCAAAUUAAGUACUACUUGUCUGUUUUACUGUAAUGUAAUUCUAAAAAGACUUUUUGCUUAAAAUUUGUUUCCAAGUGCUGAAAUGCAAAUAACCCUUAAUCAGGAUUUAUUUAACAGGAGAUAAGUUUCUGUCUCUUCCUUUUUUUUUUACUUUCAUUGAGAACUCCUUAUAAACAUUAUUUGUUGAACUGUAAUCCAGAGUUCAGAGAUAAACAGAUGUUACUAGUAGAUAACAGAAUUCUGGUGCUAAACCAGAAGAACAGGAAGAAAACUGAAACUAAACAGACAUGUUACCUGCAUAGGCAGCUAAAAAAGCUACCCCCCUUGUAAAGGCCUGGGAUUGGGCUCUACGUGUGCUGCAGCAUUACAGUGUGUUCCACACAGGUAGGGCCUUGAGGCUUUUUGUAGUGUCACUGAUCUUGUGUGUGCUGCUCUUUGCAUGAUCAGAGUCCAAUCUGACUGUGAUAUCAGCUUAGUAUGUGUUAUUAACUUUGUACAGAGACAAUAUUUUAAAUAUCCAUCCAGUGCAAUCUUUCAUUGUUGUUUUACAAACCAUAUUCAGCUAUGGUGAUCUGAUCAUUCCAGCUUAUUGUAUUCUUUUGUAAAUGGAAAAUGUCUGGGAUUGUUAAACAGUAAGUAGUUGAUUAGUUUUAGAAAAUCAACCCAAUCAGAUCUAUUUAUACUGCAAAACAAACAGUGCAUUUGUGUGGUGUGUGUGGCAUAAAUUUGACAGGAAUAUUUGCACUGUUUUACUUUGUGGAAAUACAGCUUUGUUUUUGUAACUUAAGUGCUGCUUUUGUUACUUAUUAUGUGAGUCAACAUCAUUUGAAUGGAAUGUUACCAAAUGUUGACUACUGUCUGACCUCAAUUCUUGCAGUGCAGUAUUUGGUACAUCCUGAUGUUGUAUUGUGUAAAGGUGUUUUUAUUUGGACAGAUGCCUAUACAACAACAUCUUUCUGGAAGCAGUGAAAUGCAAAGCAGUCCGCCCAUUACAGAGUUGGCUUUUGGCAGAAAGGAAGCUGAAUUGAAUAUUCCAGUUGUGUAAUGACACAAUUAUAAAUAUAAAAUUAACUUGAAUAUAGCAUUGUGCCCUGCUCCUUAACAACUCUUGUCGCUAGUGCCAAAUUAGUAAUCUGGGAGCAUAAAAGUUCCCUGUCAUUCACAGAACUUUUUACUCUCUGCUGCUUGCUGUUGCACCUUACACUUCUGCAGAGACUGCACCUUAGAAUUCUACAGAGAACAGCAGUGGUUCGGUGAGGGAAGACAGGAUGUUCCUUAUUCCCAGACCUGCUCUUUCUCCUUGAGCCAACCAACGUGAGAGCCUGUUAUGGAAGGUACUUGCCAAAUUUGUCAGGAACAAGGAUCUCUGAAAGCUGCCAACCUCAUGGAGCCCUUCAGUCCCUGCUGACCCAGCACAGAGAUUUUUAUCAAUGACGCAGCACUGAGUGGCAGCCUUUCCAACUUCUGGAACCACUCAGUCCUGAAUUACUGCAGAAGGAUGUUUUUGUAUAUCUUGUUUUCUAAAGUUUUUGUCUUAGAAAGAUUUUGUACUCUGCCUGAUUUUUCUUUUCUAAUCCUUUACUUGCAUUGGAACUUGUUUUGUGAAUGUUUUAUCUAGAGCCAUAUACUUUAAAAAAUAUUUCAUAUUGUAUAAAAUAUGUACAGUAACACUGGAGUAUAUGGAUGAAAAUGUUUAACAGGCUUAUCUAAGCAGCAUUAAAGUUACAUAAAAUGUUUAUGGCAGCAGUCUGGUUAUUAAUCCUCUGUUUGGAAGAUAGCAAAAACACUACGUGGCAAGUCUGACCUUCUACGGAAUCUCAGAAUCGUUUGAGUUGGGAGACUCCUGAAGGCCAUCUAGUCCAACUGCCCUGCAGUGAACAAGGGCAGCUACAGCUAGAGCAGGCUGCUCAGAGCCACAUCCAGCUCUUUCUUCUGAAAGACUACUUGUGAGUACAAACAUACACCCAUGCAAACUCAUAUAUAUGUGCUUAUAUGUAUGCACAAAGAUAAUGCAUAUUCAUAACUGUGCAGAAAAUGAACUUCCAGGGCACAUUUAAAAAUAGAUGCUCUUGAUGCCUCACAUAGAAAAUUAAGGCUAAGGUUUCUUAAGAAGGCACAGUUUCAUUAGUGUUAGAUUUGUUUAGUGAUUUGCACAAAUGUUAUUGAGGAGAAAUGCAAGGUCAGCUUCAACAACACUGUAAAUGGGCACAGCACUUUGAUAUGGUUACUUCCUCACCCCGCAGCCUAGAUGUGUACUGCACACCACAGAGUAUGCAUGCCACGGCCCCUGCAACCAACUGGGAUGAUGAGGGAGAAGUCUUAAUUUUUUUUGCCUGUUCAUACUUACAGAAAAGGAAUGACACAUGAUGUCAGUUAAAAAGCUGACCAGAUUUAGUUGGUCUUUGUACCUACCUCUGAGUUUGAACCUGAGGUGUAAGGAUGAUGACUAGUGGGUUUGGUUUAAAUCUCUUUAUCUACUUACAGAAACCCAGAUAGCAGAGUGCAGUUAGAAAAGCUUGGGAACUAUUUGCGUAGUGAGGAAAGGCUGAACUUUCCCUCUUAACUAUCAAAGACAAACAAAGGGCAGAGAAGAAAUAAAGGUAAGAACCAUGGUAAUCAAGAGGUGGCUUUCAUGGCUAACAAGGGCAUAAAUGGUCUGCUAGUAUGCAAGGAAUCUUAAUGGUCUUUGAGGAAAACCAAAGGAAAGAUGCAUCAGAGCAAGGAAGCAGUUGCAUUCUUAAACAAAAAACAAAACAAACCCUGACCCAACAACCAGUAAUUAAUUUGAUAUUACCUUAUACAUAAUGAACAUGGCAGGUGUGACUCACAAAUAGUACGUGUGUGCUUGCUGCAAAGUCUUUAUGCAAAUAUUUACAGGAGAGUAACACAACCCUUGUGAUAGUUACUACAGGUAGUAUGCGUGGGCUGAUUCUUACACAUAUCAUUCUUUUCUCUUAAAUGUUCAGAAAUGCCCCCAAGCCUGUGACUGGUGACACCGAAGAACACAAGCUUACGUCUUCAAAGAAUGGAAGGGGCUGGGAAGAAGAUAGGGAUAUUUACUGUUGCAGUAAAUUCAAGGUGAAAGAGAUGAGGCUACAGAUACCAAAUGCUGUUCUCAUCAGAUGUCUCUAUCUAAUGUGAAGCUACAGUGCAGGAGAAUCAAACAUACCAUACAGGUACCUAAUCUUCUAGAAUCAGAAAAUAUUUAAUAGUAUUUCAUAUUAUUUUGUAUAUCAAUGUUCAGUAGCUGCCGGUAAAUAAGUAGUCACUGAGGAGAGACAGCUUGCAAAGGAUGCAAGGAGAAGCAAUAGUUCACUGGCUAUUGCUGAAGAGAAAUGAAAGGACACAGUUUACAAAGCUGAACCUUUGCUCAGACAUGUUCAGCAAAUGAUGCACAGAGGGUACUUCACAGAAGUCCUAACUCUACUGACUUGCUGAAUUAUCUGGAAAUAAGUUAAAGUGACACAGUUCCUGCGGUGACAACUGACAUGUACAGGAUCAGUCUGUUGUGAUUUCUCACACCUGUGUGUGUGGAUUAAAACCUAUAAAGUGAGUGAAGUUUAGCUGCUUUAAAACACUGCUGUAAAAACACAUCUGUAGAAUGAGUGAGAACCAGGCAGAGAUUGUGCAGAUCUGUGUCCUCUGUAAACUGUUAAAGAAAAAGCACUGACAAAUCACUAAGUGAAUGCUUUAUAACUUUAAAAAAUGUUGACAUUCCUAUAAUCACAGAAUCACAGAAUGGCCAGGGUUGGAAGGGACCUCAAGGAUCAUGAAUCUCCAACCCCCCGCCUGAGGCAGGGCCACCAAUCUCCACAUUCAAUACUAGACCAGGCUGCCCAGGGCCCAUCCAACCUGGCCUUGAACAGCUCCAGGGACGGGGCAUCCACAGCCUCUCUGGGCAGCCUGUUCCAGCACCUCCCUGCUCUCUCUGUGAAGAACUUCCCCCUGGUAUCCAACCUAAAUCUUCCUUGACUUAAAACCAUUUCCCCUUGUCCUAUUAUCUACCCUUUCAAAGAGUUGACUCCCCUCCUGUUUAUAGGCUCCCUCUAGGUACUGGUAUUUUCCUGUCUGAAUUUGAAGGAAAAAAGUAAGAGUGUAAAACUCUUUGAGAGCCAGUUUGCUCCACUUUUAUUUGCGUUCUGUGAAACUGAUCUCUGAACACCAGGAUCCUGAUGCAUUUCAUGCUCAGUUGCCAGUCCACCAGGUUGUACAGAAGAGCUUUCUGUGGUUUGCCUGAAGAUAACGGUGAACCAUGAGAUGCCAGUGUAACAUUGGACUUAAUGAUCUCACAAAAAGGAAAACAGGAAAGUGAGAGCAUGUAUUUUUUUUUUUAAUAUAUAAUUUGCUUCUUUUUUUUUUUUUUUUUAAUGAUCUCCUUCUUAGAAGAGAAAACAAGUCCUGAAGAAUCUGCAGUUUUAAGCUGCUUCCUCAUAUGCAAGGUUUGAGCUCUAUAUCCUUGGCAUUAGCAAAACACUACUGCAUCCAGCCUGUCAGGGCAUAGCACCUUUCAGGUCAGAAACCUGAGCUGAGUCUUGGUAACUGACUUGUAAAGCUGCAUUUCAGGAAGCACAAUGAUCAAGUCAUCAGGCUGUGGACAGGUAUGUUUUUAACACCUUAGUUGCUGUGGGAUUAUUGCAAUUAUCUAUAUGGAUUCUGGAGAUUGUGAAUAAUUCAGACUGAUCAGAUUGAUUGUGAAAGGCUGCAAAUAGGCUCUUGUCUGAGAACUGCUGCAGACUCAUACCUUAUUGCAGCAGUGAUUGUAUUCUUCAAAGAACUACUGGACCUUUUAAUCUCAUCCAAACACAUUUUCUGGUCUUCUCAGCAAAGUGUAACCCGUAUCAGUGGACCAACAAUCUGGAAAAAUAAACAGCAGAUGAGAGCAAGCCCAGAGGGCUCCUUGUGAAGAAAAAGAUCUUUCUGCACUCUUCUUAGUGCAGAGCCAAGACCUCACACUGCCCUAUUUUCCUGUACAAUGGCACUGGGACUUCUAGUGAUCUGAUUACAUGCUUGGGCAGUUCUACUCACAGUGCCCAGGGAUGAUUACUUUGUUGCAGGCGUUGUUUUAGCUUCAGUAAGCUUUUUGAAAAAAAUUGAAGAGGCAAAAACUGUUUUCUUUAAUGAAAAAGCCAGCAACUUUGCUACCUCUUUUUUCUGCCCAUGCAAGUACUAUAUCAGUUUUUCUUCACAAAUACUUUUGAAUAGGAAAGCAUACUGUAGAAUAAAUUACUGGUGUAAUUAAUGAUACCAUAGAUCUUAUUUCUUCCAAAUUGAAGGGCCUAGAGAUAUUUUCAACCUCUUGGGCCUAGCUGAACAUUUCAGCAACGUCACAGCUCUGAGAUUCUAAGACUAAAAGAGGCAUCUCCUCCUCUCCCUGCCUCUUGCCUGCUUAUGGAAAGGAAGUUGGACAUGCAGGCAAGGAGGGAUCUACAGCAUGAUCUGGACAACCCAGAAACCAGUGUUGUGUAUUUGGGUAUAAUCUGCUGUUAGGCAGCUCAUGCGUGAAAGGGCACAAGAUGGGCUCAAGAUGGUUCCACCAAAAUAAUGCACGAAGUUAAGGCAAAUGGAGGAACUGUGUGAACAGCCCACUGACUGUAUGAGAGCUAAGACCAUAGCACUUCACUACGCUUGUCCCAUGUAUUAAAUCUAGCAUCUUGUGUGAGUCUUGACUCCUUGCUAUCCCUGUUUUGCAGACUGUAAAUACCUUGGCCUGGGUUGUGAUGCCGUGGGAAACCUGUAGGGCCAGCGUAGAGCCUUGGGCUGUUUAAAUAAAAGACAGUCAAUAAUCACCAGAUGAUCCAACCCUAAAUGCAGGAUCAGAGAGGAAAGGGAAGCGUUCCCCACUUCCCAGACCCACUUCCCAAAUUGGCACUAGCUCUAAGGAUUGGAAAAAGGACAGAGUAGUUCUCCUCUUACUCUGUUCCAUGACUCCAACUUGGUUAACAUAGAUUAUCAGAAAAGAGGAGUAGGUAGACAGAGGUGUCAUCUGAGUGCUGAGGCAUGGCUGACCUGACCCAUAGCAGUGACAGCUGUUCCUGGGCUAAAGAGCAAGCUUCAGUCAAUGACCUAAAAUGUAAAAGUAGAUACACUGAAUGAUGAUUUUGUUGACCAGUCCGAGUUGUAGCUGGAGCAAAUUUUCUUAGAAAAAGGGAUGUCUCAUGAUAAACAAGAGGCCAAAUUUUGCUUUUAGUUAUAAAAAUGAAUCUUCCCUUGGGGUCAAGUCACAUGUAAUUUCAGUGAUGGAAAGAAGAGCAGAAUUUUCCUUCGGCACUGAAGAGAGCUGACCUUUGAAAUAAACGGCAUUACAA
This is a messenger RNA of Lagopus muta (rock ptarmigan), 7026 nucleotides long. RefSeq names its product mal, T cell differentiation protein 2 (gene MAL2). The record is from RefSeq and is a predicted model, not a curated record. Lineage: Eukaryota; Metazoa; Chordata; Aves; Galliformes; Phasianidae. The coding region runs from base 138 to 680 and encodes 180 amino acids. Gene Ontology annotation, molecular function: structural constituent of myelin sheath. The transcript is spliced from 4 exons. Gene Ontology annotation, biological process: myelination. Gene Ontology annotation, cellular component: membrane.